AUGUCCUCUGUUACGCGGGUAGUGCGACGGCGCUCGUCGUCAAUCGUGCAGGCAGUCAAGAACCCAAAUGCGACAAUCUUCACGCCCAUCGUCCUGGCCCUCAUGGCCGGGUUACAGCGCCUUGACCUCUCGCGAGACCCACGCAAAACGAUCGCCCGGGUGCGCGCAUACAAGCCCACCGUGGGGAGCGUUGCGCAGCUAGUCUUGAUGGCCAGCACGUGGCUGUACUGCCUGUGGAUGAUGGUUGCGCCAUGGUGGGUCAAGCUCGCCAUCCCCUCCUUGUGGACGACCGCGGUUCUGCUCCCCAUCACGAGCCAGUUCUUUUGGCCUGCCACGCCCGUCCUGUCGUGGGUCAUCCUCUUCUUCUCGGCCCGGUACAUCCCUCCAGAAGCGCGGCCGGCCAUCCAUGUCGCCCUCCUGCCAGCACUAGAGAGUGUGCUGUACGGUGCCAACAUCUCCGACCUCCAGACCCGCUUCACCCACCCCUUGUUGGACGUCAUUGCCUGGCUGCCCUACGGCGUCAUCCACUUUGCGUUCCCUGUGGUGGUUGCCAUUCUGCUCUGGCUCUUCGGGCCCAAGGGCUCGGUUCAGUACUGGGGCAAGGCGUUCGGCUUCAUGAACAUGUUCGGCGUGUGGACUCAAAUCGUGCUCCCGUGUGCUGCCCCCUGGUACGAGAUCAUCCACGGCCUCACUCCAGCCAACUACGCCAUGCCCGGCUCUCCCGGUGGCUUGCUGCGCAUUGACCGCGUCUUCAACAGCCAGGGCUACACGAACACGUUCGGCAACGCGCCGCUCGUCUUCGGAGCCUUCCCAUCGUUGCAUUCCGGCUGUGCAGUCAUGGAAGCGCUCUUCAUGAGCCACUUCUUCCCCUUCCUCAAGCCCGUGUACUGGGGCUACACCGGCAUCCUCUGGUGGGCGACCAUGUACCUGAGCCACCACUAUCUGAUCGACCUGGCUGGCGGCGCGUGCCUCUCCGUGCUCACGUUCUACCUCUUCAUGCCGGCCGAGUUCAAGGACAGCGACCAGAUCAUGUGGCCCAGUGCUGCCAACGCGAAUGCGAGCGAGUACGAGCUCGUGACGGCCAACGGACAUGCCCACGACGAUGUCGACUUUGACGAGGAGAUCCGCCGCCUCGAGGAGGGUGAGGGUGAGGGUGAGGGUGAGGGUGAGGAUGAGGACGAGGAGGCGCAGGUCGAGGGCAAGGAUAAGAGGAACGCGCGUAAUGUCACAUGGGGAGAGACGCGCGUGCUCGGCGAGUAG
This is a messenger RNA of Cutaneotrichosporon cavernicola, 1260 nucleotides long. RefSeq lists its product as uncharacterized. The record is from RefSeq and is a predicted model, not a curated record. Bases 1 to 1260 code for a protein of 419 amino acids. Gene Ontology annotation, cellular component: inositol phosphoceramide synthase complex. Lineage: Eukaryota; Fungi; Basidiomycota; Tremellomycetes; Trichosporonales; Trichosporonaceae. Gene Ontology annotation, molecular function: inositol phosphoceramide synthase activity. Gene Ontology annotation, biological process: inositol phosphoceramide metabolic process; sphingolipid biosynthetic process. The transcript is spliced from 2 exons.